GACAUAGGCACGUGUAUCUCGGUAUUUUGUCUUGAACCGAGAGCGAGUUCGGAUCAGUCGAAUCGUCAGUUAUACAUUCAGGUGAAAACGUGCUAACACGUGUAUAGUUUUUACUCGCAUAGAAGUGUAGUUCCAUUAAGCUGAUUAUUUAAGAUAUUUUAAAGUUUUGAUCUAAGCAAGUUCAAUAUCAACAUGACGCCAAAUUUAUUUGGUAAUACAGCAACACUUUAUUUAGAAGCUUCACAACAAGGAAUUCCUCAAGAAAAGUCUGUAAAUGUAUCCAAAUCUUAUGAUUCAAAAAACAAAUUACAUAGCAAAUACACUUGGAAUAUCGUAUGGAGAAACGUUAUUGCUUUUAUUUACUUACAUUUAGGAGCUGUGUAUGGGAUUUAUUUAUUUUUUACAGCAGCAAAAUUGCUCACUGUUCUUUGGUCGGUACUUAUUGCGAUGGUAGCUGCUCUGGGCAUCACAGCCGGAGCACAUAGAUUAUGGGCCCAUAGAUCUUACAAAGCAAAAUGGCCGAUGCGAUUGAUGCUUAUGAUUUUCCAGACCAUAGCGUUUCAGAAUCAUCUUUUCGAAUGGGUUAGGGAUCAUCGAGUGCAUCACAAAUUUACAGAUACGGAUGCUGAUCCUCAUAAUGCACAAAGAGGUUUCUUUUUUUCGCACAUGGGUUGGCUACUUGUGCGGAAGCAUCCUGAUGUUAUUGAAAAAGGAGCGACUGUGGAUAUGAGCGAUCUUGAAGCGGACCCAAUUGUUAUUUGGCAAAGGAGGCUUUAUAUCAUUUUAAUGCCAAUCUUUUGCUUCCUACUGCCUGCUUGGAUACCCUGCUACUUCUGGGGUGAGAAUGCCAUGUUUUCAUGGUAUGCAACAAUUUGCAGAUAUACAAUGUCAUUAAAUUUAACGUGGUUAGUGAAUUCUGCAGCACAUAUUUGGGGAAUGAGACCCUACGAUAAAACGUUCAGUGCGACGGACAAUAUUCGUGUGGCUAUGGGUGCAUUUGGCGAAGGUUGGCAUAAUUAUCAUCAUGUUUUCCCCUGGGAUUACAAAGCAGCAGAAUUGGGCGAUUAUCGUGCAAACUUCACUACGGCAUUCAUUGAUUUAUUUGCUCGUAUUGGAUGGGCUUACGAUCUUAAAACUGUACAUGUUAAUCUGAUAGAAAAACGGGCAGCCAGGACCGGUGAUGGUACACGUAUUAAACCAAAUUCAGAAGAACAUUAUCAUGAAGAAACGAUCUGGGGUUGGGGUGACAAGGACAUGCAUCAAGAAGACAUCGACGGUGCUCAGAUCUUUAAUAAGUCUGAUUGAACUUUUAUUGUUGAU
This is a messenger RNA of Ceratosolen solmsi marchali, 1320 nucleotides long. RefSeq names its product acyl-CoA Delta(11) desaturase-like. Gene Ontology annotation, molecular function: iron ion binding; stearoyl-CoA 9-desaturase activity. Gene Ontology annotation, biological process: unsaturated fatty acid biosynthetic process. The coding region runs from base 193 to 1305 and encodes 370 amino acids. The transcript is spliced from 6 exons. NCBI's taxonomy places the organism in Eukaryota, Metazoa, Arthropoda, Insecta, Hymenoptera, Agaonidae. The record is from RefSeq and is a predicted model, not a curated record. Gene Ontology annotation, cellular component: endoplasmic reticulum membrane.